AUGCGGACUCCUUAUUAUUCACGUGAACGGCGACCACGAUUCUUCCGUGUAGAUGUCUAUUUUGGCAAAGAAGGCACGGGAGGAUAUGAGUACUCAUGGUCAGCACGGUGGUGGACAUUCACAGCAAUUAGCUACGGUUCUUUCGUGGAGAGGUGCAAUCUUUCCUUGAUGGAGAAUCACCCAAAUACAGUUUUGAGAGAUUUUAGGUUGAUUCUCAAUGUGAUGUCGGAAACGUACGAUAAAAUCACUCCAACCAACAUUCAGGCAGUCAUGAGAGAACUUCAAUCUACUCGGGGAAGACGCAUUGUAUUUCCAAUUUACAUCAAGCGACAGCCUUCAGUGACCCGUGUCCCAGAUUGA
This is a messenger RNA of Botrytis fragariae, 360 nucleotides long. RefSeq lists its product as uncharacterized. The transcript is spliced from 2 exons. NCBI's taxonomy places the organism in Eukaryota, Fungi, Ascomycota, Leotiomycetes, Helotiales, Sclerotiniaceae. The record is from RefSeq and is a predicted model, not a curated record. Bases 1 to 360 code for a protein of 119 amino acids.